GUGACUUGCGCAGCCAUGGCUAGAAGUUGGGUGUGUGUUUCCCUCUUGGCGGUGGCAUUGGUGUUUGUCGGCUCCGUGCGGGGCGGCGAGGACCGGCCGCGCCUGCUGGGGGCCCCGAUGGACAUCGCCAACGCCGACAACGAUGAGGGCCUGCAGCGGGCCCUGCAGUUCGCCAUGAUGGAGUACAACAGGGCCAGCAACGACAUGUACUCCAGCCGGGUGGUGCGGGUCAUCAGCGCCAAGAGGCAGAUUGUGUCUGGGAUCAAGUACAUAAUGGAGGUGGAGAUUGGCCGGACAACUUGCCCGAAGCCAGCCACUGAUCUCCAGAGCUGUGCUCUCCAUGAUGCACCACACAUGGCUAAGCGCACCACUUGCAACUUCGUAGUGUACACUGUUCCUUGGCUAAACCAAAUUAAACUAUUGGAGAGCAACUGCCAAUAAACCUGUCUUGUUCCAGCAGAGACCAGCAGCCAGUUGCUCAGACUUAAACAAAA
Molecule: messenger RNA, 494 nt
Organism: Neopsephotus bourkii (Bourke's parrot)
Lineage: Eukaryota; Metazoa; Chordata; Aves; Psittaciformes; Psittacidae
Product: cystatin-like
Exons: 3
Coding region: 16-441 (141 amino acids)
Molecular function (GO): cysteine-type endopeptidase inhibitor activity
Source: RefSeq, a predicted model, not a curated record